AUGGCCGCCUUUCAUAUGAAAAGAAAAUUUGAAGUGAGUGGAUUUAAGUGCGUAUUAAUAAUUUGUUACUGAUAUUAUUUUAUAUAUAUUUAAUUUUCUCUUUACAGAGCGGUACUAUAGUUGACUGGAUGCUGCAGAUUAUUUUAAAGAAAUAACUGCAGAAAAUGGAAAACGAGCUGCAACGCACAUCUGGUGCGUACAUGCGAAACUAAAAAGAGAAGCAGAACACGGAUUAUGCCACUUUAGGCAGAUGGAUAUUUGCAAGCUUAGGAGGAAAAAUUUAAACUUAAGCCGAAUACCAUUGGUGGCUACAAUGACAAGUCUGAAAGCACUAAUAAUGUUGAGGAUACAAUUUGGAAACAUGUACGUGGGAGAGCAUGCCUGCAUUGCCAUUGCACUUACGGGGCAUGAAUGUGGCGCUAUUGAAUGAAAGCAUCUACGUUUUGGGAGGUUAUGUGCACAAUGCAGCUGCGCCAUUGGACACUGUGUAUAGGUUAGACAAUAACGGCACAGAGUGGCAGCAGGUCGCCAAUUUGUUGAAACCACGUUUUGAAGCAAACGUCACGGUAUUUGAGGAUAAAAUAUACGUUUUUGGUGGCUUGUCAGCUGCAGGAACACCACUUGCCGAUUGUGAAUGCUAUGAUGCAGUUAGCAAUACUUGGACACAAUGUGCUGAUAUGCUGGAACCACGCGUUGACAAUAGCAAGGGGCCAAUUUUAUGCGUUAGGCGGUACAAACUGUGUUGGUGGCGUUUGUGUGCAAUCUUAUGAUCCAUUCAAAAAUGUGUGGACAAAGAUUUCUCAAAUGAAUAUUGAAUGUAGCAACACAUGUGGCUUAUAUCUAAACGAACGCAUUCUAGCCAUUGGCGGUCUGGCAAAUUCAAAUGAUAUUUAAUAGAGCUCUAAAAACAACAUUGAGGCGCCGAAGUUGUUCAUAUUGCUUCUGAUUUGAUUAAAGAGGCAUUAUUAGGCUGAUUUUACAAUUUAACAUUUUCAAAAUUGUGAUUGUUAACUUAUAAAUUUUGAACGUACACAAUAGCACUCAAUUUAUUAAUUUAGAUGUAAAAUAAUGUUAAAUUAGCAUCUAUAUACAACUGAAUGUACAAAUAUUUGUGACAAUCGCAAUAGUAGUGAAAUUUAAUUUGUAUUGUAU
Messenger RNA from Zeugodacus cucurbitae (melon fly), 1152 nucleotides. Its product is annotated as kelch-like protein 5. Lineage: Eukaryota; Metazoa; Arthropoda; Insecta; Diptera; Tephritidae. Gene Ontology annotation, molecular function: protein binding. The coding region runs from base 378 to 770 and encodes 130 amino acids. The transcript has 5 exons. The record is from RefSeq and is a predicted model, not a curated record.